Molecule: messenger RNA, 1146 nt
Organism: Prorocentrum cordatum
Lineage: Eukaryota; Dinophyceae; Prorocentrales; Prorocentraceae
Source: the annotation of a GenBank genome assembly
GCGCGCCGCGACGGUUGCCGACCGCCCGCGGCGCCGCCCGGCGUGAUGUGCAACCGGCAGGCGCGGGACUGCUACUACUCCGCGCAGGUGGCGGUGGGAGACCUGCGCCUGCUCUCCAAGGCCGACCGCAGCCUCGACCGGGUGCUGCGCUACCGAGCGGCCCUGAUGGCAAUCCGGCAGCGCGUGUCGGCCGGGUGCGAUACCGCGCCGGGUGGCUUCGAGGACACUGGACACGGGGAGGGUCCCAGGUCGGCCGAGCGGAGCAGCGAUGCCCCGAGGCUCGAGGGUCGAGGCCGCAAGGACCACCCGCCCGCCCUUGGGGGCUGUGCCACGGCUGGCGCCGUGUCGCUGGCGGCCGUGCUGGUCCUGCUGGGGGCGUGCUGGUACGAGGUGGGCGAGGCCGCCGUGGUAGCCUCCGACGCCGUGUCCCAGGGCCCCCGCCCCUCCCGCGCGGCCGUGCCCGCCGCCGUGCCCGCGGCCGGCCCCGUGCCCGGGGCUGCUGUCUUCCACGCCGACGCGGCCCGCCGCUGGGCCGCCGUGGCCGAGUCGGCGCCCGACGGGGCGCACCGCGUCCGCACAUCCACAACGCGUCGGGGGCUGGGUUGGCGGGGAGGCUCACCUAUGCGGAGGUGGUCGGCCUUUGGAAGGAUGACCCGGCUUUCGCGAGCUUCUACGUGCAGCUGCUCCAAAGUCGCCGCACGACAGCUUCUUCUGGGAGUGCCCCUACACGAGCGGGGCGCGGCUGGCCGCGGGCCAGCUCUUCGAGCACGUCUCUGCAACCCCUACGGGUUUGCCCCCGCCGACCCUGGCGACUUCUCGGAGCACCUGAGCCGCUGUUCCGCGGGUACAGGCGCGGUCGCCUUCCAGAACCUCGGGGGCGACGCCUCCCUGGUGGCGCCCUGCGCCGCCGGCCCCUCCCCCGGCGCCUACGGACACCUGGCCGCCUUCUCGCGCCGGGUCCCCGAGGAGCAGCAGCGCCUGUUUUGGGCGGCCGUGGGGCGGACCCUGGAGGGCGUGGUGGCGUCGAGGGGCGCGGGCCCGCGGACGUGGCUGAGCACGGAGGGCAGCGGGGUGCCGUGGCUGCACGUGCGGCUGGACUCGGCGCCCAAGUACUACCACCACCGGGAGUACCGCGGCGAGGCGUGA